CAUCCCCUAAACCUUAAGCUUAUUUUUCUUGUAGGGUUUAAGCGCGUUGUGAAUUUCGGGCAACCGUAGAAGACUACUAGUCUUCCAUGGAGACUAUCGUUGCAUCAAUCUGGAGCAGUUUCCGGCGGGUACCUCCGGCUGCGAUUCCGGCUAUGAUGGAUUGUAUACUCGCUGCCACCGCCGUAUCUCCAUCUUCACUUUUCUCUGACCUUGCCAAUGAAUUUCCCAAUCUCAUUAAGGUUAUUGAACAAGAAAGUGAAAUGGUGGAGAGUGAGUGGCGUAACUGUGUUUUGACCUAUGUUGCCGCCCUUUCUCACUUCCUAAAGAAGUCUGGUACUCAUCACAUGCAUACGUUUGUUUGGAAAGUGUGGAUUCCUUUAUUGAAGUUAACACAUACAUAUGACUACGAGCUAUUUAAUGAGGUUACAAGUUUGUUCCUUGAUGUUAUAAUCGGAACAGACAGCUGGGAGGUUCUUGAAGAAACGGUGGUGCCUCUCAUGUUAAGAUCAAUUGGCCAAUCAAUGGGAGUAUUUAAAAGUGCAGAGUUGGCAAUAUAUAACUGGAGCGGCCAUACUAUUUUUGAGCGUUCCAUUGACAAGGAUUUGAGCUCAAAAUCUUUCGAUAAUUCUCGCCGCAAAUUGACUGAAAAGUAUAUACCUACAGAUUUUUCAGUUUCUAACUCAUAUGAUUUUCCAUUAUCUAUGUCUUGUAAUACAUUAACUUUGACUCUGGAUGCUGCUCUUCGGAAUAAACACGAAGGAAUUGUUUCUGGGUCAACCUCAACAAAUGGGUCCCAAGCAAUUUUGUUUGCUGGGAAUAUGCUAUGGGACCUUUGUAAUCUGAGUCUUCAAAUGCUUUCUCAAAGUUUUGAGCAUCGAUCUUCGGCGAUCAGAUUUCUUCUUCCAUUUAUAUUUAAAUCAUUUGCACAUAAUCAUAGCUUCCAAGUUGCAGCUCCUGGGACGCCUCGUGUAUUGACCAGGAAGGAAUUUUUUAUGAAAAUAUGGAAAUGUUGUAAGUUAUUAUUUUCUCUGGGGUCAUUGGAGAGAAGAGAUGCUUAUGAUAUACUUUCUCUAUAUUUAUCCUCUUCAUCAACUGAUGAACUUAAAGAUGUGAGUGGAAGAGAGGAGAUAAAUGAGUUAAAAUCUGACCAAGGAUUUUGGGACGAAAUAAAGAGAGGCUUGGUAAAUAACUUUUUUUGAAUUUUUAUUGAGUUUUUUAAUCAAUUAUCUUACUGUUUGACACAUCCUUUAAUAACAUUAUACACUAUUU
Molecule: messenger RNA, 1269 nt
Organism: Erythranthe guttata (spotted monkey flower)
Lineage: Eukaryota; Viridiplantae; Streptophyta; Magnoliopsida; Lamiales; Phrymaceae
Source: RefSeq, a predicted model, not a curated record